AUGCAACGGACAUCAGGUCUGCUGCCCGAUGGCCGUGGCACUGGCACAGGGUUGGACGUAAGGGUCACAAAGAGGAAAAUGCUCAAGAAACGCCAGCCCUGGCCCCUCCGCGUGCUGCAGGGCGGUGGUGCUCACGGGCUCCUGCUGCCGGAAACCCAGCCUCUCCUCUGGUCCUGGAACGAGCAGCAGCUGAGCAGGGGGAUGAGCCCUUCCUCGUCAUCCUCACUCGCCCGACCCUCAGCAUACCCGGGAGGUGGGACUAACACAGCCGCUGUGCAGAGGCGCCCACGUGUCCUGGCCCCGCGCUGGGAACAUCAUCACAGCACCCUCCUCGGACUUUGCAUCGCCAGCCCAUCCAGCCUGCUGAGGAUGACUCUCAUUUCCCCUCUGCCGGCCCAGGGCCCUCGAAGACUGCCAACGUGUGAGGACAGGCAGUAG
Messenger RNA from Rangifer tarandus platyrhynchus (Svalbard reindeer), 438 nucleotides. The record is from the annotation of a GenBank genome assembly. NCBI's taxonomy places the organism in Eukaryota, Metazoa, Chordata, Mammalia, Artiodactyla, Cervidae.